Messenger RNA from Amphibalanus amphitrite, 4336 nucleotides. It is a transcript of the gene Myo61F, whose product is annotated as unconventional myosin IC-like. The transcript is spliced from 22 exons. The record is from RefSeq and is a predicted model, not a curated record. Gene Ontology annotation, molecular function: microfilament motor activity; ATP binding; actin filament binding. NCBI's taxonomy places the organism in Eukaryota, Metazoa, Arthropoda, Thecostraca, Balanomorpha, Balanidae. Gene Ontology annotation, biological process: actin filament organization; vesicle transport along actin filament. Gene Ontology annotation, cellular component: microvillus; actin cytoskeleton; vesicle. The coding region runs from base 474 to 3566 and encodes 1030 amino acids.
AGUCCAUGCCGCGGCGCCGGGGAGGUGGUGCCGGCACGCUCCGCCAGCCGACAGCCACCGCUCGAGUCUGGACUGCAGUGGCCAGCAGCGCAGUGCUGAGCGGCGCGGCGCCCGUGUCAGUGUGAGCCGCACCGACCGGGCGCGGCCAGACGCAGCGGCGGCCGGGCGCCCGUUCAAACUGGGCGCCAUACCGACCGACCGGUCUGAGCCGCCCCCGCCCCCGCCCGACUGCCGCUGACCAGUGACUAACGUUCCGCGAACUGGGCCGGCCGCGGCGGCGCGCAGCACGCCGGCCGGCACGUGCGGGCACGCCGGUGAGCUAUCAGUGCUGCGGGCCGGGCUAUCGGCCGGCGGCCGGCGGCGGCGGCGCGGGGGCGCGGGGUCGGCCGCAGUCGGCCCGACCGCGGUGACGGGAGAGCAGCACCGGCGGCGGCGAGCACGGCACCAGCGGGGCUGCCCAGUGAGCCGACACCAUGGAGCGCGCCCUGCACGCACGCGACCAGAUCGGCGUGGAGGACUUUGUCUUGCUGGAGGACUACCGCAGCCAGGAGGCGUUCGUCGACAACCUGAGGAAGCGCUUCAACGCCGACCUCAUAUACACCUACAUCGGGCCGGUGCUGGUCUCCGUCAACCCCUACAAAGAACUCGGCAUCUACGGCGAAAAUCACGUCAAGGAGUACAAGGGAGAGGCCUACUAUGAACUGCCUCCCCAUAUCUACGCCGUGAUCAACGGAGCUCUGACGUCGCUGGUCGAGGAGACGCGCGACCAGUGCAUCCUGAUCUCAGGCGAGUCGGGCUCCGGAAAGACGGAGGCGUCCAAGAAGAUCCUGCAGUACAUCGGCGAGGUGUGCAGCAGGACCGGCGCCGAGGUGCGCAGCGUGCGCGACCGGCUCAUCCAGUCCAACCCGGUGCUGGAGGCGUUCGGAAACGCCCGCACCGUGCGCAACGACAACUCGAGCCGCUUCGGCAAGUACAUGGACGUCGAGUUCAACUUCAUGGGAGAGCCGACUGGCGGCCACAUUCGGAACUACUUGUUGGAGAAGUCGCGCGUGGUGUCGCAGGCGCCUGGGGAGUGCAACUUCCACGUGUUCCACCUGCUGCUGGCCGGCGCCUCGGACGAGCUGCUCAAGGAGCUGUGCCUGGAGCGGGACCCGAAGGCCUUCAACUACACCAAACAGUCUGGCCACGAGCGCGAUGGGAUGAACGACGCCGACCAGUACCACACGGUGGUGAACUCGAUGGACAUUGUGGGCUUCGGCAGCGGCGAGCAGCGUGACGUGCAAGCCAUCGUGGCGGCCAUCCUGCACCUGGGCAACGUGCACUUCCAGGACGUGGACGGCGUCUCGUGCAGCGUCGACAACGCCGAGACCACCCAGCGCCUGGCCAAGGUGCUGGGGAUCCCCGCCGACAGUAUGCAGCGGGCGCUCACCCACCGGACCAUCGAGGCCCAGGCGGACGUGGUUACCACCACCCUCGGCGUGGAACAAAGCGUGUACGCCCGAGACGCCCUGAGUAAAGCCGUGUACGACCGGCUGUUCACAUGGCUGGUGCGCCGGCUGAACAUGUCACUGGCCAGCCACGAUCAGGGCACGCGCCACAGUCUGCUCGGCAUCCUCGACAUCUACGGCUUCGAGGUGUUCAAGAGUAACUCGUUCGAGCAGUUCUGCAUCAACUACUGCAACGAGAAGCUGCAGCAGGUGUUCAUCGAGCUGACGCUCAAGUCGGAACAGGAGGAGUACCUGGCUGAGGGCAUCGCCUGGGUGCCCGUCGAGUACUUCAACAACAAGAUCAUCUGCGACAUGAUCGAGAUGAAGCACACCGGUAUCGUCUCGCUCCUGGACGAGGAGUGUUUGAGGCCCGGAGAAGCCAAUGAUAUGACGUUCCUCAACAAGAUGACGCAGGCUCUGCGCUCGCACGCUCACUUUGUGUCGCACGAGAGCGCCGACAACAAGGCGCGCAAGACCAUACGCCGCGACGAAUUUCGUCUGAAGCACUACGCUGGUGACGUCACCUACAAUGUGAAAACGUUCAUGGACAAAAACAACGACCUGCUGUACCGUGACCUGAAGGACGCCAUGGCUAAGAGUUCCAACAAGAUCGUCCAGGAUAUUUUCCCCGCCUCUGAGCUGCAGGGCAAGAAGAUGCCAGAGACGGUCAGCACCCAGUUCAAGAAGAGCCUGGACCAGCUGAUGACCAUCCUCAUGUCCAAGGAGCCCUCCUACGUGCGCUGCAUCAAGCCCAACGACGUCAAACAGUCGCACAAGCUGGACACGGAGGUCGUCAGCCACCAGGUCAAGUACCUGGGCCUGAUGGAGAACCUGCGCGUGCGCCGCGCCGGCUUUGCGUUCCGGCGGCCGUUCGAGCCGUUCCUGCGGCGCUACAAGUCUCUCUGUCCCGACACCUGGCCCCGAUACGACGGACCGGCGCGCGCCGGUGUACACACGCUGAUGAAACACCUCGGCUUCGGCGACGACGACUACAGCAUGGGCAAGACCAAGGUGUUUAUUCGCCUGCCAAAGACUAUUUUUGAAGUGGAGGAUCGGUUCCAGGCGCGGAAACACGAGCUCGUGACGCUGAUCACGAAGAUCUGGAGGGGUCGGCGGCAGCGGCUCCAGUACCAAAAGCAGCGCGAGUGCGCGAUCGUCGUUCAGAAGUACAUCCGCCGACACCUGGCCAUGAAAGACGCCGAAAAGCGCCGCUGGGCUGUCAGCGUGGUCAGACGGUUCGUCACCGGGUUCAUCACACGCAACGGUCCCGAGAACGACGUGAACCGGCGCUUCGUGCGCGUGGUGCGCCGCGAGUGGCUGAAGCGGCUGGCCGGCGCUCUGCCGCGCUCGGUGCUGGAGCGCACGUGGCCGCCGGCGCCGCCGCCUUGCCGCGAGGCCGACCGGCUGCUGCGUCCGCUGCACCUCCGGUGGCUGACGCGCCGCUACGUGCGACACCUGCCGCCAGACAGGAAGUACGCCCUCGAACAGAAGGUGCUGGCCGAGAAACUGUUCAAAGGCAGGAAGGCCGGCUACCCGAAGACGGUGGCAGAGCCGUUCCGCACCAGCCGGCUCUCCGCCGAGCACGAGCCGCUCCGGCCGGCCGUGCUCGCCGCUGUCACCAAGGUCGACUCGAGCGAGGUCAAGUAUGUGGCGCCGGUGACCAAGUACGAUCGGCACGGCUACAAGCCGCGCGCACGCUGGAUCGUGGCCACUAAGAGGGGCGUCUACGUACUGGACGUGCACGACAAGCCCAAGCUGAAGGACCGCUUCGCGCUGGAGAACGUGCAGCUGACGGUGACGGCAGAGAGUGACCAGCUGCUGCUGCUCAAGAAGGUGGCGCCCGACCAGAACGGCAAGGAAAAGGGAGACCUGAUCCUGAUCUGUCCGCACGUGAUUGAGCUGGUGACCAAGCUGGCCGAGAUCAGCGCAGAGAAGGUGCCCAUCGAGAUCGUCAGCGAGAGCAGCCUCACGCACAGUAUGAAGGGGGGCAAGGCGGGCACGAUCGACCUGGUGCGAAAUCCAGCGGCGGCCAUCCACAAGGACAAGACGGCCGGUCACCUAGUGGUGACUCACGGCUGAGGACAGUGCUGCAGCGCCGCGGAGUGAGCCGGCGCGGGGACCGGCGGCGGCGGACCCCGCCGCGCGUCCGGUGGUCGGCGGCCGACCCCGCCGCGAUUCAGUGCGCCAUGAAUUCGGCCUGUACUUAGCGAUUUAGAGGAAUACGGCAGCGGCCUUCGCUGGCCGGCUAUGGAACGGCCCGUGCGCAGAGGGCCGGACCAGUGUGCAGGAGCCGCGCAGACGGCCCGGCCGGACCAGUGUGCGCUCACUGCGGGGGCCGCGCAGACGGGGCGCGCCGGACCAGUGUGCGCUCACUGCGGGGGCCGCGCAGACGGCCCGGCCGGACCAGUGUGCGCUCACUGCGGGGGCCGCGCAGACGGCCCGGCCGGACCAGUGUGCGCUCACUGCGGGGGCCGCGCAGACGGCCCGGCCGGACCAGUGUGCGCUCACUGCGGGGAGCCGCGCAGACGGCCCGGCCGGACCAGUGUGCGCUCACUGUGUGGAGCCGCGCAGAGGGGCGCCGGUCGGCCCGGUGGCACUGGUGCGACGCCAGCGGCCCGACCCGCGGUCGUCGCAGAGUCACCGGGCCACCUCGGACCAUGUUUCCGCUAGAAGAGCUUCAGCGUAACUUGCAAUCAUUGUACUGAUGCAGGGGAGGUGUUUGUGAUUUGGUGCCAUGCCUUGUGACCACGAGGAGCUUUAUUGUGAUGUUUCCCGUCCUGACGUCAAAUAUACUUCUUAGUGCGGUGAGCUAGCGAGUGCUCAUUGUACUCCUUUGCGGAAAUGCGCUA